UCUCACUGCCAAGAAAUUGUGGUCUCUGGCAUUUGGUGUUCCUCUGGUUUUGACUGACUGUGAUCAGAAGGAAAAUACGGCACUAGACAACGAUACUGUUGGUACUUACAAGCAACGAUCAGCAUACAGGGUCCAAAGAGAAAUGCAGACUGAGGAGCACUUCCAGGCAUACUUUGAAAGAAAACUGUCCUCCACCUUGGGUGGAGCACUACACAUCCCUCGAGAGAACAGACGGCUACAGUGCAGCUUCUCCUGGGGAAGGUUCAGAAAGAUCAUGCUCAAGGUGUUCCCUGUCCUGAACUGGCUGUUUUCGUAUCGGUUCAGAGAAUGGAUCUUGAGGGAUCUACAUGCAGGUUUAAGUGUUGGGAUGGUUCAGAUUCCUCAAGGACUUUUAGGAGUUUGGCUGACCAGGUUACCUCUGCCCAAUAUCAAUGGCUUCCUUUCUGCGUUCUGCUGCUCCAUGAUGUAUGUUAUAUUUGGGACUUCGCAUCAUAUCUCAGUAGGCUCAUUCAGCAUCCUAAAUGUGGUAGCGACAAACAUUCUGAAGACUCUUAAUUUCAACCAAACAUUGUCCUCUAAUGGUUCACUGGAAAACUUCUCAGACCCUACAUUUAUGAAAGAUUACGUGGAGGCCUUGACACUUACCGCUUCAAUAACAUUUUUGACUGGCAUCAUUCAGUUGCUGCUAGGCUGCUUCUGCCUGGGGUUCGUAACAACAUACGUGCCGAAGACUCUCAUUGAUGCUUACCUGACUGCAGCAGCAGUGCAUGUCAUUGUAUCACAGUUUACCUUUAUCUUUGACAUCAUGCUUGACUUCCAUAAGGGCCCCCUGGGCAUUUUCUAUAAUCUAUUUCAUUUCUUCCUGGCUCUCCCAAAGGCUAAUGCCACCAGCAUAUUGCUAUUUUUGCUUAGCAUGGCCGCACUACGAGUCAAUACAUCUAUCACGAUAACUUAUAAACAUAGUCCUAUUGCAUUUCCUAUGGAACUUCUCUUGAUCAUCACAGUCACCAUUAUUUCUAAUCGCAUUCAUCUUCAUGCUGAAUCUAGUAGUGCUGUGGUCAGUAUGAUUCCUCAGAGGUUUCUGCCUCCUACACCGCCAGAUUUAUCAAACCUGAGCAAGAUCAUACUGCAUGCCUUCUCCCUUGCUAUUGUAAGCUAUUUCCUUCUUGUUUUUGUUGGGGAGAGGUAUGCUUCACUUCACAACUACCAUAUCGCCAGCAAUCAGGAGCUAAUAGCUGUGGGGCUAUGCAAUAUUUGCAGCUCAUUUUUCAAAAGCUUUGUUGUCAGCUGUGCUAUUUCUGGAACUGUUAUUCAAGAGAAGACAGGUGGAAGAACACAGCUAGCAGCAGCGAUUGGAGCAUCUAUGAUGCUGGUGAUUGCGCUGAAACUAGGACACUUUUUCCAGAUGAUACCUAACGGUAUGCUGGCUGCUAUUGUAGUAUUUAACGUGCUCCCCUUUCUUGAAAAAUUUCUGGACAUCCCCAUCCUGUGGAGACGGGAUAAGUAUCAUUUUGUUAUCUGGCUUGUAACUUUUGCUGCAGUGCUUUGUCUUGGUCUUGAGGUUGGUUUAGCGAUCGCCGUGGGAUUUACAUUCUUCAUAAUCACCGUUAGGUCACACAGAAUGAAGAUGGUGGUGCUGGGACAGAUUCCAAACAUGGAUAUUUAUAGAAGUUUAUCCAUCUACAGAGCCGCAAAGGAGAUUGAUGGUAUCAAAAUCUUCCAGUGCUGUUCUUCCAUCUCUUUCACAAACGUGAAUCAUUUCAAAACCUAUUUGUUACAUGAGAUGGACAUGAAAGCAGUGCCUCUAGCUGAAAGUGAAGUGAGGGCUUUAAUUUCAUUUAGUCUGUCUGACACUUCAGUGGAAAGAAAAGAUCUUAAAUGCUCUUGUGUCUGUGAUCCACCUCUACCACCACCUAGGAUACCAUAUACAGAGAAACUGGUGAAGCGGCAUCACGCAGACAGCGAUUCCUCAUCAUCUUCAGUUAAUCUGGUACAUUGGUCAAAGUAUGGAGACAAACUCAGCUCUAGGAUGCUCUUGGUGGGAGCAGCCAAUGCAUCCUCAGGCUUUAACACGGGACUUACGACUGAAAAGAAGGAGGGCGAAAGGAGAAGAGGUUGCCUUUCACCACUCUCUCCGAUAGAUAAUUCCUCAGUACAGUUAGAUCAGGAAGAACAGCCAAUGCAUUUGCCAUGUCCAGUUCACACCAUUAUUUUAGACUUCAGCAUGGUACAAUUUGUGGAUUUGAUAGGUUCAGAGUUAAUGCGACAGAUCAUCCAUAUGUUUCAAAAUACUGGCAUUACAGUCCUUAUAGCUGGCUGUCACUCCUCUGUGAUAGCAGACUUUGAGAGGAAUGAUUUCUUUGACAGCUGUGUCACCAAAGGAAGGUUCUUUCUAACUCUUCAUGAUGCUGUGCUGGCUGCUUUGGACAAGCAUCAAAAGCCAGAUGAGGUAGAACCUAGUGCGAAAGAGUCUGCUGAAAAACCACCAGCUGAACAGCAAAAG
This is a messenger RNA of Balearica regulorum gibbericeps (East African grey crowned-crane), 2503 nucleotides long. The record is from RefSeq and is a predicted model, not a curated record. NCBI's taxonomy places the organism in Eukaryota, Metazoa, Chordata, Aves, Gruiformes, Gruidae.